This is a messenger RNA of Cryphonectria parasitica EP155, 1116 nucleotides long. RefSeq names its product Lumazine-binding protein. Gene Ontology annotation, molecular function: riboflavin synthase activity. The coding region runs from base 209 to 964 and encodes 251 amino acids. Gene Ontology annotation, biological process: riboflavin biosynthetic process. The transcript has 2 exons. NCBI's taxonomy places the organism in Eukaryota, Fungi, Ascomycota, Sordariomycetes, Diaporthales, Cryphonectriaceae. The record is from RefSeq and is a predicted model, not a curated record.
CCUUGAUUAGGUAUUUGAAUACCCUGAAGCUCAGUGCUGCAGCCCCACCAAAGACCCGCGUACCACUACGUAAGUCACUUUGCAUGAGAGCAUCUCCGAUAUCUAAUGAUGACGAACUCUCUCGCACGCCCCAAAACUUCGACCCAACCUUGAAGGACAUAACCUAAUUCUAGAAUCUCAACCUCGCGGGUCUGAUAUCAGACAUUGCAUGAGUCAUUCCAUAUUUCAAAACGAGGUUCAUCUGAAAAACAAAAUGUUCACCGGCAUUGUCGAAGAGAUAGGAGUUGUCGCCGAGCUCAACCCCUCGGACGCAACAGGAGGCACCUCUCUCACCGUCGCCCUCCCCAGCACCUCCACCCUCCUCUCAGACUGCCACGAGGGCGACUCUAUCGCCGUCAACGGCGUCUGCCUCACCGUGGUCACCUUCACCACUACCCCAACCCCAUCCUUCACCGUCGGCGUGGCCCCCGAGACUCUGCGCGUCACCGACCUCGGCAGCCUCAGCAAGGACUCGCGCGUGAACCUGGAGCGGGCCGUCCGCGCUGACACCCGCAUGGGCGGCCACUUUGUGCAGGGCCACGUCGACACCACCGCCACCAUUGUCAAGAAGGAGCCCGACGGCAAUGCCGUGACCAUCCGGUUCGCGCCCGCCAAGAAGGAUGUUCUGCGCUAUGUCAUCUACAAGGGCUACGUGGCGCUGGACGGGACGAGCCUGACAGUCACCAGGGUGGACGACGAGGAGGGCUGGUGGGAGGUGAUGCUCAUUGCAUACACGCAGGAGAAGGUGGUGGUUGCUGGCAAGAGCGUGGGUGACUCGGUCAAUGUCGAGGUGGACAUGAUGGCCAAGUAUGCUGAGAAGAGUAUGCUGUGGAUAGGCGAGGGCGGGUCGUUGCCUUUCGUGAAGGAGCUUGAGAAGACGGUACAGAAAAUUGUGGCCCAGGGACUGGGUGGUCAUACCUCGUAAGGCGAAGCUGGAUAGGUAGGUGUUCACAUGUCAUUCCUUUGCGGUGAGUGGGUGGUUCAAAAUUUGUACACGAACUGGCCCCCAAUUCAGAAAUACCCGUGGGAUGUUGAAAAUACAUCUAAAGACAUCCCCUCUCUCAGGCAUCGCCCCAU